This is a messenger RNA of Portunus trituberculatus (swimming crab), 4056 nucleotides long. RefSeq names its product zinc finger protein GLIS2-like. The record is from RefSeq and is a predicted model, not a curated record. Lineage: Eukaryota; Metazoa; Arthropoda; Malacostraca; Decapoda; Portunidae. Gene Ontology annotation, molecular function: zinc ion binding; DNA-binding transcription factor activity, RNA polymerase II-specific; RNA polymerase II cis-regulatory region sequence-specific DNA binding. Gene Ontology annotation, cellular component: nucleus. Gene Ontology annotation, biological process: regulation of transcription by RNA polymerase II; smoothened signaling pathway.
AGUCCCCGCCCUCCAGCCUCUCGGUCCAGGCGUGUCUCCCUCAGCCUCCACGCUCAGCACGUUCACCCUGCCGAGGACGCCCGCAGCCUCGCCCUUCUGGUGCCGCCCCGGGCCUCUUCACCCUCACCCUCAGCAAUAAUAACAACUAUCCCAGCACUCCACCCAAAUAAAUCCCCGCCCCAAAACACUUCAGAUAAUUCCUCCUUGCAACCUUGACUACUUUAUCGAAGUGGUGUGGUGAGGGUGGAUGCGUUCGUGCCUCUGCACCUCCACCUCUCCCUUCCUACUGCUACUCUGAGUCUUUGGGGACGUGAGACGCGCCGCUCUCAAGUGUUCACCUGCAAAACUCAUUUGCUGCCGUUACCUGCGAUUCCCGCUGCUCCCCCAUACCUGGCCGGCCCGACACCUGUGCCCCUCUGAAUGUUACCUGCCUCAUAACGAGUACAAAUUCCGCCUGGCGCCCCAAGAAGCUAAACACCCGCUGAGGGAACGGUGGCUAACUCUUAAGUGGAGGAGGUGCUGUGAGACUUCACCUAGAAACAUUGUGAACCCCAUCUAGACAACAACAGCAGCAGGAACAGUGAGAACACUCAAGAAAUAUUAUUAAACUUUGAUGCAUACUGUGAUCACCACUGAAAAAGUGUGAGCACCACCAGAACGCGACAGCAAACGCAAGGAACAGCUUAUCUAUACUCACUUCGACCUUGCAGGAACUCGGAAGUGUUAAGAGUCACAGGUCCAUCUCUCUAGGUGGCUUAGCGCUGCCUUACGCCACUCCCGGUGUUGCAGGCUAACUCACACACCUGCGGAAAGAAACAGUACAUCAGUCGUGGUGAAAUUGGUGAAUCAUUAAGACAAUUAUUGAUCAAUGUUAACGAUAUAUUCGGAAAAAUUCAACGAGAACGCCCCGAACACCUCACGGCUGACACGGGCAGCCCCCCACAGAUCCGCCAUGUAACAGCUCGGGGUCUGUCCCCGUGCACCCCUCCACCCCCGCCCCACCACGCCACCACAGCCACCAUAGAACACCUAACGACUUUGGGAGAGAGGCGGGAAGAUAGACUUGCGAGGGCUGACCACCGGCAGGAGCCAGACGGAGGAUCGCCCGAAGAGCCGCCCCUCCCCACCGAGUCAUGACCCCGGACUGUCCCAUGUCCCCUGGUGAACAGGACUCCCCGGACCUGAUAUGCAAAUGGGUCGGGUGCGGAUUGAGUUUCGAGACGCUGGACGAUUUGGUGGCGCACCUCACGGCAGCGCACGUCACCUCCCAGCAUGGCGCGUUCUUCUGCUUCUGGCACGGUUGCUCCCGGACCAAGGGCUUCAAUGCCAGGUACAAGAUGCUCAUACACAUCCGCACACACACCAACGAGCGGCCAUAUGUCUGCAGUCAGUGUGAGAAGCGGUUCAGUAGACAGGAGAACCUUAGGAUUCACGCCAGGACGCACACAGGUGAGAAGCCCUACGUGUGCACAGUGCCCGGCUGCGGCAAGGCGUACUCCAACUCCUCGGACCGCUUCAAACACACACGUACUCACUUCGUCGACAAGCCCUACGAGUGUCGCCACCCGGGCUGCGGCAAGCGCUACACUGACCCCUCCUCCCUCCGCAAACACGUCAAGAUCUACGGCCACUACCGCCGCCCAGAAGACCAGGGCGUGUCUUCCUCUUCGUCCUCAGACCUGCUGGACCCCUCCAUGACGGCCUCAGCCAGGCUGGAUCUCUCGCCCUCACCAUCUUCUUCCGGGUCGCCGCUGGUGCCCUCCCCAGUGCCCUCCACACCUUCGCCCUCAUUUCUCCCGUCCACUCUCUUCCCAGGAACACACUCGGGUGCGGGUGUGGGCGUGGGCAUGGGAGCUGCAGGCUCUUCAUGGGCACCCGUGACGGCGUGGACGGUAGCACUGCAGCAGUACCAGGCAGGUCUACUGCUGCAGGGCGGGGCGGGACUGGCUGGGCUGGGUGGGGGCUUCCAUUCACAUUCUAAUAUGGUAGAGGAGGAAGAGGAAGACGACGAUGACGAAGAGGAGGUGAGGAUGGAUUCCUCCGCCGCCCUGGACCUCUCCAUGUGUCCGUCCCCGUUGGACCUGUCCCUCCCGUCAUCCCGCUCCAAGCACCAGUAACGCUGCGGCAUUUACCAUCAGUGCCGGCCAUUAGUGCCAGGGAGACAGCCAGGUGCCAAAUAUGACUUAGGGCUGAAAUUAUAGCUCCCCUUCGUGCCUUAUACGUCCCUCGUCCCGUGCCCAAGGAGUGAAGCCUCAGGCAAUCGGGAACCCAGCGAGGAACAACUUCUCAAUCUUCCAUCCUGUCGCAUUCUCAGCGCCUCCGGAGUGCCUUAGUCCGCUGUCUGUGAUAACAGGAGUCGGCCAGCCCCACACAGCCUCCCCGCAGCACCUCAACAUGGAAUCACAGUAAACGCUUGUGAUAUAUUUUGCACUCUCUCUAUUUUUUUUUUUCUUCUUUCUUUCUUUAUUUUCCAAUUUUAAGCGUUGCGUCGUGGAGUUGUGUGGCUAAGGAACACCCGUCUGUCUACCUCUUAACCUUGCCCAAUGUGUAUUGUCAAUAUCUUCUGCCUAUUCUUCAACAUCUCGAGGCGUGCCCAUACAUGUCUUACACAGCAUGUGUCUGUUCACCCGUCUGUUUGUUCGUAGGCUUCCUCCCCGCCGUGAUCAGGCACAGAUCUGUAAAUAGUGACUUCAAUAAUCUUCCAAAUUAAUUUUAGGGAAAUAAAAUCAAUGUGAUAUGGAAUGUCUUCCCUCGCUACACCUCAGCCAUUCCUGGCGUGUGGAAGCAGCACUAAAGUGAUCUGUUUAUCCCGCCGGGGUGGCGAGUGGUGUGGCGGGCAGUGUGUCUGCGCCAGGCAGGCGGCGAGGCCAAACGCGCCCUUAUAAGAUUCUAGUGUGUCAGUCUUAACAAACUGUACCUUCAUGAAUUUAAGUUGCAUUAAUAUAAUAACAUCUCUACCAUAAAGAUCAAAGAUCUUUUAAUGAUAAGCAAAUAUUUUAGUUUCUUCCUUCAAUGAAGGAGGGAGCUAAUUACAACAAAUUGACAUAACAAGCAGUCCUUGGCCAAUGUUUGAUCUGUAUAUACCACUUCCUGACUGAGACACAGGCAACUGACACAGACAGAGCAAUAUCAAACUGAUUAGUGAUAUGGACAAUACACUGCACGCCGUAGGAAGCCGCCAUGAGGCCCACGCCGCUCCCCGACGGUGAGAUGGGCGGUCGCGCUGCGCCUCAGUCUUGGACUAAAUUUGACGACAUACGCUUAAACUUUCAAAUACGAAGUCUUCCAUUCUCCUAGUGUAAAAUAUAAUAUCUAAAUAAAUAUUUGAUUAGUAACAAGAAAGGAUUAAAAUCGGCAAGACUCGAAGGCGCAGCUGCCCUGGUGGUCCUCUCAACAGUAUUAUAGCCACCCACCACUUGGGUGUUCAUGUUGCUGCUGCUGUUGCAUAUAUCAAACUCCAUAGCAUUAAUACUAUACUCCUGAGCAGCAGUAACACCUCCCAACCUUACUAUAUAGUUAUCCCUUUAAACUUCCCAUCUUCACACAUCCAUUUUCUGUUAACGCAGUACCUGAGACUUCAUCAUAUUUCAGGUUUUAGACGAUGAAAAUAGAUGCUUAUUAUUGUGUCCUUAAUUUCCCGGUGGCCGAUUAACCCUACACUUAGCUAAACACUGCGGCCUUUGCCACCUCAUCAGAAGAGGUAACACGCAGGCGAGGCAGCAGGGAGGCGCCUCUUGAUGCCUCGUAAUGGGUAUUUGAGAUGGUUGGCGCCUAUAUUUAUCGCGUUCUUUUAUUACUCUGCAAUAUAUAUAAUGUUUAUAGAGUCUGUACCAGUAUAGUGUGGCGGGGGCCGGUGACUGGCUGGUGGGGAACUGGUUGUGUGUGUGUGUGUGUGUGUGUGUGUGUGUGUGUGUGUGUGUGUGUGUGUGUGUGUGUGUGUGUGUGUGUGUGUGUGUGUGUGUGUGUGUGUGUGUGUGCUGUCAUCUCCCCAGUCAAGCUCCCGGUGGUCUAGUCAUUAGAACUUUUAUACUGCUUUCAAUAAACUUCAUCUUGAUA